Hypomesus transpacificus is the source of this 1260-nucleotide messenger RNA. RefSeq names its product glycerophosphodiester phosphodiesterase 1-like. Lineage: Eukaryota; Metazoa; Chordata; Actinopteri; Osmeriformes; Osmeridae. Bases 1 to 672 code for a protein of 223 amino acids. Gene Ontology annotation, molecular function: phosphoric diester hydrolase activity. The transcript is spliced from 5 exons. The record is from RefSeq and is a predicted model, not a curated record. Gene Ontology annotation, biological process: lipid metabolic process.
AUGGCUCCCUCUGCCAGUGGAAGAGACCCUCGCUACUCCUAUGACAGCACACUCUGGUGGUCAGAGCUGCAACAGCAACGUGGUGUGGCCUGUUGUCGAUCCCGUGUCUCCAGGGAGAGAUUCAGGGGAGAGCGAGUCCCAACCCUGGAGGAGGCUGUGGAGGAAUGCGUCAAACACCAGCUGACCAUCGUCUUCGAUGUCAGAGGUCAACCUGAUAAGGCUGCCUGGGCGCUCGGGGAGAUGUAUAAGAAGCACGCCGUCCUUUACAACUCCAGCAUGGUCUGCUCCUUCGAGCCCAAAGUCAUCUACAAGAUGCGUCAGGCGGACCCCCGGGUGAUCACGGCUCUGGCUCACCGGCCCUGGAGCCUCAGCCGGUUUGGGGACGGCACCCCUCGAACCCUGUCCAGCUGGGGCCAGUACUGGACCGAGGUCCUGGACGUGCUUCUGGACUGGGCCCACCACCACCUGCUGUGGAACCUGUGUGGCGUCUCCGCCAUCCUCAUGCAGAAGGACUACAUCUCCCAGGAUUAUGUGCAGUACUGGGCCCAGAGAGGGGUGGAGGUGGUGGGCUGGACAGUCAACACUGCUCUGGAGAAGCAGUUCUACCAGGAAGCUCUGAAGAUCAGCUACAUCACAGACAGCCUGAUGGAAGACUGUGAUCCUCAUUACUGAGUCAGGUGUACACACACACACACACACACACACACUCACACUCAUAUAAAACAGGCAUCACUUUGUCAUCAGAGUAAGACCAGGUGUUUCCCUUGAGAAACUUUGAUUGUACUGCGUGCAUCUUUACAUUGGGACGUAAUGGACCCAUCUGGAUUAUGUGUCAGUAAAGAAACUUCUCUCACUUCUGUAUAUGGUCCGACUCAUACCAGAUCAGAGAUGUAGGCUAUCUCAAUUUGGAGUCUCCAAACUCGAACUUUCUGCCUUUCUGACUUACUACCUACCAGCAGCACUACCAUGACACCUCUCUUGGCCUAAGAACCUCCAAAUACACAUUUAUUACGAGCAUACAUAUUCUGAUUCCUCAUACUAAAUCUAACUUUAGGACGCAGAUGUAACAACAGAAAUGUAACAUUGAUCUUAUUAACUGUUGAAACGUAAACCUACAGGGGUGUAAGAAAGAAUGCAAAGGUCGGAUGUAAAUUGAAUUAAACAAAUAAUCAUCCAUGCCCUCAUCUGUGUGCUGUGGUGUUUGAAUAAGUGGGCACUCCGGUUUUGAUUUGACUUAAAGGUUCAUGCCGAUGGGACAGG